AUGGAAGUGCGCGGUCGAGAUGCACGAGUAAUACCAGGCAAGAAAGGACCACCUUUCGACCUUGUAUUAGUUGGAGUCAUGAAUCGUAAUAAACGAAAAUAUUCAAAUGAAAGUCAUUCACAACCCGUUAACCAGCAAUUGAAUUUACCGCAAUAUACCGCGGUAACAACCCUACGAGGCCCGCAAACAGGCGGAUGGGAAGAAAGGAAGUCUUCAACGCAGCCCUCAUCUUGGAAUCAUCAACGAAGCCCUCAACGCAACUCUUACCUUCAAACCAUCAACGAAGCCCUCAACGCAGCUCUCACCUUCAAACCAUCAACGAAGUUCUCAUUUCAUCGAAUAACGAUAACAGAUGACGAUGAUGAUAUUAUUACAUCAGAUAGAGAUAGUUCAGACAGUGAAGACGAAAAAGUUACCCAAGCGCAUCCCACAAGGUCUACCUUUGUAGGAUUGGCCAGAGCCAGGAUCAAGACCGUGGAAGCUCUAGCAUCUUCAUCAGCAUUGAAUACUCAAACGCCCAGUACACCCACUCAUGUAUUUCCACAACCGAAUCCAAUGCUCAACUUGCCAAAAAUGAUGCUGCCAACUUUCGACGGAAACUACCAACAAUGGCAAUCCUUCCAUGACUUCUUCAUAUCCAUGAUUUACGAUCAACUUUCAGUGACAAAGGUAGUUAAAUUGUACCAUCUUCGCUCAGCACUCACAGGAGAUGCUGCAAAAAUUAUUCAAUCAUUGGAAAUAACCGACCACAAUUACGAUGGCGCAUGGAAACUCAUUUCCUCUCACAUAGGUGCGGAGCACUCGAAGACAUUUAUAGGACGGAUUCAAGCAUCCAGUCAAAAUCGAACCCAUCCUUAUCAAAUAACGGAAAUAAAGACUCAUCCAGGCAACGAAUUUAAGGGAUCGUGUAGAGUCCGUUUUCAAGCCCACAACACAUUACUGCAUUCAGACGAAGGGGCACCCGAUGCACGGGGCACCGCACCUCCAGGGACGAUCAAAUCAGUAUCAAAUGCAGCUUUCGUCUCAGCGCUGACAUCACAGUCAGGUUACGAAGCGCUUUUGGGAUUAGCGGUAAUCAACGUCCUGGAACAACACGGCAGAUCGCACACGUGUCGAGCCUUGCUAGACAGCGAUUCGACCUCAAACUUCAUGUCAUCACGUUUGAGUCACGAUCUGCAAUUAAGAAUUCACGAACAAGACAUCGAGAUAGGCGGAAUAGGUGGAACAUGCACUCAGAGCACCUAUUACACAAAAGCACGAAUUGGUUCCAGAUUCAAUGGAUAUUGUGCAAUCCUGAAUUUCUUAGUUAUGGAAAGGGUUACAAGAAACCUACCAGUCCUUACGAAAACAGAUAGGCCUUGGGAUACACCACCUAACCUUAAAUUAGCGGAUCCAGUGUACCAUGCAGGCGGCGAGGUUGACAUCGUUAUCGGAAUUGGACUCUUCUGGAAUCUCAUUUGCGUAGGGCAAAUUAGGCUAGGCCGAGGACUUCCAGUGUUGCAGCAGACAAAACUUGGCUGGAUAAUAGCAGGUGAUCUUUCCAACGUUUCAGGUGAUCCUCGCGCAAUGUGCAAUCUCAGCCUCAGCAGAUUGGAUACUCAGAUUGAGAUAUUCUGGCACAUUGAAGAUUUUCUUAAUCAUCACCUUAUCUUAUCAUCAGAGGAAGCUCGGUGACCAGCCAGAAUCUUUGGGCGAUUCGUUUCGCAUGGCUUAUAAAAGAUUGGAAUCUGUCGAGACGCGCUUAAGACGAGAACCAUAGCUGAAGGAAUUAUAUUUCGCAUUCAUGAAGGAAUAUAAAGAAUUAGGUCAGAUGAGAGCAGUAAAUGGUGAGUCCUUACAAGGUCAUGAAAUAAAGUAUUAUCUUCCUCAUCAUGCAGUUUUAAGACCGGAGAGCACGACAACAAAGUUGCGAGUCGUCUUCGACGGAUCAGCAAAAAGUACUUCCGGCCAGUCGCUGAAUGACAUACUACUCAUUGGGCCCACUGUUCAGCAAGAUCUCCUCUCACUGGUGUUACGUUUCAGACUUCACCGCAUUGGCAUCACUGCGGACAUCGAGAAAA
This is a messenger RNA of Belonocnema kinseyi, 2060 nucleotides long. RefSeq lists its product as uncharacterized. The coding region runs from base 1 to 1674 and encodes 557 amino acids. The record is from RefSeq and is a predicted model, not a curated record. NCBI's taxonomy places the organism in Eukaryota, Metazoa, Arthropoda, Insecta, Hymenoptera, Cynipidae. The transcript is spliced from 5 exons.